Procambarus clarkii (red swamp crayfish) is the source of this 7587-nucleotide messenger RNA. The record is from RefSeq and is a predicted model, not a curated record. NCBI's taxonomy places the organism in Eukaryota, Metazoa, Arthropoda, Malacostraca, Decapoda, Cambaridae.
CAACUUGACAGUGGGUCAAGUCUCCCUGGUGCUGCCCCAACACGACACCAUGAUGACGGUGCUGGCCGAGUCCUGCCCCACGCCCCUCCCGCCCUCCUCCUGCCCCUCCUCCAGGUAUCGAACCCUGGACGGGACCUGCAACAACCCCGACCAGCCACGGUGGGGCGCGGCCAACACCCCCUACCUGCGUCUCCUGCCGGCCUGGUACGCUGAUGGAGUAUCGUCGCCCCGAGCCUCGCUGGCAGGCCGUCCCCUGCCACCGGCGUCCCUGGUGGCCAAGCACCUGCACGGGGGACAUGUACAGACCCACGCCCACGUCUCCCUACUGGCCGCCGUGUGGGGCCAGUACCUCGCCCACGACCUCUCCAGGCCGCUCGUCGCAGAAGGAGUCAGAGGCGAAAGGCUACGGUGUUGUGGAUUGGUAGAGAAGCACCCGGAGUGCUUCCCCAUAGUGGAGGGUGACCGCUGCUGGGAGUAUGCUAGGACAGCUCUAGCCACCACCAGUGACUGUGCUCUAGGCGUUCGCGAGCAGCUGAACGGAGCCACGGCGUUCCUGGACGGAUCGGCGAUUUACGGUUCGUCCAAGAAAGAAUCUGAUGCCCUGAGACUGUUCGAAACGGGCCACCUCAAGACUCAAGCUGAUUGGCUGUUACCCCGAGCGACGUCCCACACCUGCAAGGACGCUAUGAUGUGCUUCGAGGGCGGGGACCUGCGCCUCAACACCCACGCCGGCCUGGCCGCCCUUCAGACGCUGCUGGUCCACGAGCACAACCGCGUCGCCUCCCUCCUGUCGGAGCUCAACCCGCAGUGGGGGGACGCCACCAGCUUCCAGGAGGCUCGCGCCAUCGUCACAGCCCAACUGCAGCACAUCACCUACAAGGAGUUCCUCCCCACGCUGCUGGGGGCGAAGACAGCCCAAGAGAAUGAGCUCAUCCCUCUAGCGGCAGGAUUCUACCACGACUAUGCUAUCAACAUUGAACCCGGCGUGUUCAACUCUGUGGCCACAGCUGUCCUGCAGCUGGUGCUGACCUUGCUGCCCGACCACCUGCCUCUGGGGCACGAGCAGCUCCCUCUCGCCAUGACCGCCCUCAACAUGUCCAUCCUGUACACACCCAGAGCCUACGAGGAGCUAAUCCGUGGGAUGGUCAACUCUAACUCGCUGACCUUUGACCCAGCUGUGAGCGACUCCAUCCGUGGGUAUCUUGGAGGGCUGGACUUGGUGGCACGGAAGAUUCAAAGUGGACGAGACCACGGACUGCCACCGUAUGUCGUGUGGCGUCCACUCUGCGGCCGCCGCCCGGCCCACAGCUUCGACGAUCUACACGACGCCAUCGACAAGGAACACAUCGUAAAACUUCAGUCGAUCUACUCCAACGUGGCUGACAUCGACCUCUUCACUGGCAUCAUCUCCGAGCGGCCGCAGGAAGGGGCGCUGGUGGGUCCCACGGCCUCCUGCCUCCUCGCCCUCCAGUUCAAGGUCCUCCGCCAGACAGACAGAUACUGGUACGAAACCGACCUUCCUCCUGCAGCGUUCACCAAAGAACAAUUAUUUGAAAUCCGGAAGGCAUCAAUGGCACGGUUGGUGUGCAACAACGUGCCAGGCCUGGAAGAAGUCACCCGCUCCGCCUUCCUCGCCGCUGACCAGUUCCUGAAUGCACCGGUUCCCUGCCACAACUUUGACAACAUAAACCUUGGCGCCUGGAAGACCCGUGGGAAGGUUGUGGUCGCCGAGGACAUCCUUCACAGCGUGGUGGAAAAAGGUAAACAAUCUGUCGAAAAGCGAAGACAAAUGGAGAAGCUGAUCUUCGAGCAGGGUUUGGUGGCGGGGUCGAAGUCCCCCGUAGGUUCUGCCUAUGCUAACAACAAGCCCAAUCCAACUUCGCUGAUCCUUGCCAACACAUCGGUGCUGCUGGAGGCCACAAGCAAGGAGCUCUUGACCAUCAUGCACGACCGUAGAGUCCGCAGGCAGAUCCAAGGCCUCAGCAACGAAUUCGAUUCCCUGGAUCUAAACUUACCCUCAGUCGACAUCUCCGGACUCGUGCCGCCUGCUCCUCUGAUCCGCUCGUGCAGGGAAACAGAAGAACACCGAGCAUGCGACGCCCGUAAUCGCUUCAGGACCAUCAGCGGCCACUGCAAUAACCUCAGACGACCGGACUUCGGUCGCUCCAACUCUGUCUUCGCACGCAUGCUUCCUGCCGGCUACGACGACGGCAUCUCCGAGCCUCGCAAGCGGUCGGUCUCUGGUGACACGCUGCCGUCACCCCGAACUAUCUCCACCACUAUACACAACGACAUCUCUCAUCUUCACGCCCGCUACACCCUCAUGGUAAUGCAGUUCGGCCAGUUCUUGGACCACGACAUCACCUUCACGCCCGUCAACAAGGGCUUCCAAAACUCUAUCCUAGACUGCAGAGAUUGUGAGGCGCAGCAGAGAGUCCAUCCAGAGUGCUUGCCCAUCCGCGUCCCGGACAACGAUCCCUUCUAUCCCUCCGUCAACAUCUCUUCCGGAAGACCCUUCUGCAUCGCUUUUACCAGAUCUCUGCCGGGUCAACAGACACUUGGAGCUCGAGAACAGAUCAACCAGAACACCGCCUACCUCGACGCUUCGCACAUCUACGGUCAGGAGUUAUGUGGCGCCCGAGAGCUUCGGAUAAAUCAAAACGGUCACCUGAAUGUCACGAACCACCCCAUCCGUGGCAAGCCUCUUCUGCCCCAGGCGACAGGUGUUCCGGAAUGCAAAGCAGAUUCGGGUCGGUGCUUCAUGGCAGGCGACACCCGGUCGUCGGAGCAGCCGGGCCUGGCCGUCGUCCACACCAUCUGGAUGAGAGAACACAACAGACUCGCCGACGGUCUGGCCGCGGUGAAUCCACAUUGGGACGACGAACGACUGUACCAGGAAGCCAGGAGGAUCUUGAGUGGAGAGUGGCAACACGUCGUCUACAACGAGUUCCUGCCCCGUGUCCUGGGCUGGAAUGCCAUGCGAUUAUACUCCCUGACACUGAAACCUGAUGGGUAUUAUGGAGAGUACGAUGGUAACUGCAACCCAGGCGUCCUGAACGAGUUUGCGUCCGCGGCGUUCCGUUUCGGCCAUUCCUUGAUCCGUCGGAACUUGCUCCGGAUGGACACCUCCUUCAGCGAGAACCACGACGGAGUCGAGCUGAGGAGGAGCUUCUUCAACCCGGAUAUGCUGCUGGAGUUCCAAAUGAUCGACGAGCUGGUGCGAGGAUUGAUUUCCACGCCCAUGGAGACCCUGGACAACUUCCUGACUGAGGAGAUCACCAACCACCUCUUCGAAGACGCUACCAUCCCGUUCUCGGGACUCGAUCUCGCUGCCCUCAACAUCCAGCGAGCGCGCGAACACGGCAUCCGGCCUUACAACGAGUACAGAGCCAUCUGCAACCUCAAGCGAGCCAGAACCUUCAGUGACCUGAGCAGGGAGAUCAAGCCGGAGUUGAUUGAAAAGUUGCAGAGGGUCUACAACAGCGUGGAGGAUAUCGACCUCUUCACUGGCGGGUUGUGUGAGACGCCGCUCCAAGGAGGCAUUAUCGGCCCAACUUUCGGCUGCAUCAUAGGCCUACAAUUCUCCUUCCUCAGGAAAUGCGACAGAUUCUGGUACGAGACGUCGAACCCCAACAUCCGGUUCACUGAGCAGCAGCUGAACGAGAUCAGAAAGGUAACAAUGGCGUCUCUUAUCUGCCAGAACUGUGAUGUGGUGGAACAGAUCCAGCGAGGAGUCUUCGACAUGCCCCAUGACUUCUUGAACCCCCGUGUGCCGUGUGGAGCCGUUGGGAAGGUGAGCUUGCAGCUGUGGCGAGACUCGAACACGUGCGUCAUCGGAAACCAGGCCGUGGCGGUGGGCGAGACCCGGACGCCCACGCCCUGCACCCUCUGCACCUGCACCUCGUCUGGCUCCCAGUGCCAGACGCUCAAGGUCAACUGCUUCGAACUACGGUCUCGCUUCGGCCUUGACGAGAUCCUGAGAGAUAAUGUGUGCCGAGCGCAGUGUGGAAAUAUCUUGGACCCUAACCGCCCUCCGCAACCCACACCAUCGCCUCGUCCACCCUCCGCCAGCGUCUUCAAUGAAGGGUUGACCCCUCCUCCUCCACCUAUCCCACCACAACCUCAGCCAAUCCCCUCUAGAGGUCGCCCCCUUCCCCCGCCUCCUUCCGCAACAGGUCCAGUUUUCCGCCCCCCACCGCCUCCCCAGAACAACCCACUCAGAUUCCCUUUCCCAAUUCCUCCUUUCCUAAGAUCGUUAUUUAGCUAGGUCUGCACGUCCAUAUCUUACACACACAUGAUUUUACAGUACACGCAAGAGGUAGUCUUGCGCCACACAUGGGAUAGGAUGGAACUAUAGGUAUGCAUGGCAGGCGUUCAGAAUAUAUUUCUGUCACCAGUACACUCCAGAAUCCUCCCCUUAUCUUUAUGGAUUCAAGUUCUCAAGCCCGACCAUCGUCCAGCGAGAGAGAGAAAACUAAUAAUGUUAUUUUCAGUUCCAUUCUCUCCAACCUCUAAAAAAUGUUUACCAAUUUUUGCUCGAUAACUCUAGCCUGUGCCACAGGAGUAAUAAGUAUGUAGAGCACAUAUCAGUUCCAUAAAUUUCCAUUCCAGACCUAAUAUUUUCCACAGAUACAAAUUCCGGGCAUCAGCCUAUUACGUGGAUUUGUUUCCAGGUCUUAUUCUAUUCCAUGGAUUACCAUUCCAGACCUCGACCAAGACGACAAAUUUCCGUAACAAAUCUCGAAUUAGACUACAGAUUUGUGUAUCAGGCCUCGACCUCGUCUACAGAGUUCCAUUCCAGGCCUUGAUCUAACCUACACAUUACCAUUACAGAUGUUGACCUAGCCUAUAAAUUACCAUUCCAUGCUUCUAUGUCUUUCUUGGGUCUUGCUGAUUCAAUGGGUCAGAAAUAUUACAAUAGAGAUUCUUUAAUUUUGUACGAUUUCAGCCAUGUUUAGGCUACAUGUUUGACGCUUAACUUGCUUGUACCCAAGAAAGACAUUUCCUGGCAAAUCUCAAGUUCAGAGGAGUGAUAUGUCUUUCCAGGACUCUUGUGUGUCCAAGAAACCGAAGCCAUAGUAUGCUCACAACCAGUCUCUUCAUCUCGCAGGAAACAAAAUAGUGAAUUGAGAGGCUCUUGUGUGUGAACUUGUUAUACAGAUUCCCCUUGGAAGCCUAGGCUUCCUGCGAUUUCCAUUCAUGUAUGAAGAUAUAUAUAUAUAUAUAUAUAUAUAUUAUUUGUUUUGUAUAUUUACACCAUAAGUUAUUUAUCCUGUAGCAACUCUUUGAACUAGACUGUGUAUAUAUAUACAUAUACAUAUGCAUGCAAGAAAGAUAUCCUCAUUAAAUAUCAGCUGAACUCCUCUAUGAUGGGUUCAAAAGAAUGGGAGAGUUCAAUUCUUUAUUCAUUAUACGGAAAUACCAUUCAUUAUACGGUAUGUGUGUGUGUGUGGAGCAUUUUCCACAAUCGUAACUGUAUUUUUUGUGACUAUAGACUAUAUAUAUAUAAUUGUUGAUAUGUAUCUGAGUAUCUGAAUUUGCAUGGUUAUUCAGAAGUGUUUAAAAGUCAUUCAAGUAAUUCUUCCGUGGAAGGACUCAGCUCCCGGAUCUCGAUCCUCUUUUCUUUCUUAUUCUUGUUAAAGUUCUUUUACAAACAUGUGAAAAAAAAACAUUGUGAGGUGGCUGGUCCAUUGAGCUGCAAUGUAAAAUAAUAUAUACACCUUAUAUAUAUAUAUAUAUAUAUAUAUAUAUAUAUAUAUAUAUAUAUAUAUAUAUAUAUAUAUAUAUAUAUAUAUAUAUAUAUAUAUAUAUAUAUAUAUAUAUAUAUAUAUAUGUGUGUUACUAAAGAAAUAAUUUCCAGGAAAACAGAUACAUCCAAAAUUGCAAUCUCUGUGGAGCCUAACCUUCAUAAUUGAUCUAAAUUUUCUUGCUCUGUUUUUGGACCAAUUUGUGCUGUAUUUUCCACCGCCAUCUCUUCCCAUCCCAAGUUAGCAGACCUUUAACUUAAUGUACAUAAUUGUGAAUGUGUAUGUGUAUAUAUUAUGACGAAUCUAUGCUGGGUUGACGUGGCCUAGAUGAGCUCGACGAUUUAAUGCCUCAAAAGUCAUUAGAGGAUUCAAUGCCUCUAAAUAGUCAUUAGGAGGAAUCCGACACCUUAAGACAGUCAUUUCAUGAUUCAACACCUCAGUACAGUAUUCAACACAGGAUUUAACACCUCAAAAUAGUCAUUAGAGGGAUCCAACGCGUUAGCAAUUUUUCAUUCAGCUUGACUAGAAUUUCCUCACACACACAUAUAUAUAUAUAUAAAUAUAUACAAAAAAGUGACGAGCAAUUCACCGUGUCAGAGAACUCUUAUUAAUCCCUACCAAUGACUACCUUUUCUGUUUUCUCGAGUAUAGGAGGCCACUUAGUCAAUAUAUGCGAUUACUGCCAAGCGUUUGUUAAUGUUAGUCCUGUCUCCCUUACAACCCCCCCAAAAAUAGGGAUGUUUUAUCUGUUCUUCCUAUUCCGCUUCUAAAACUCUAGUCUGUUUUAUUUUAUUUCUCUUCUACAUAUACUUAUUUAUCAAUCGUUAUCAAUCAUUUGUUAAACUUUGAAGCAAAUCGGUAUUCUGUUUGUAUCUGUGAUUGUAAUUCUGUUUUUAAACUUCCCUUCUCAUAAUGCUUGUUAACAUGCUUGUCCUAACACCAGUUACAGCUCAUUUAUGUAGUUAGAACAUAAACGAAAUGUAGAUACGAAUUCAUUAUUUAACAUUAGUAUAUGUAAAAAAAAGGUUUGUGAUUUUUAUAUCAAUACUCGUUGCUGCUGUUACUUCCCGCUCAAUAAGAUGCGAUGUAUUCUUAAGUAUUAAUUAAUCUCUUAAAAUAGUCCACAGAAACUACAAAAUUUUCCCUCCCUGCCAAACAUUCUCUUAACACCAUAUAUAAUCUCUACCAACACCCUAUAAUUUCUUUCAACACCCAAAAAAUCUUUUAGAUCUCGAUAAAAUCUUUUACAGUCAUGAUAUCUUCAUACACACAUGUGUGAAGCUAUCGUGUUAAAGCACCUAGCACUUUUAUUUUUGUUCCAACACCCUAUAAUCUCUUCCAACCCGCCCUAAAUCUCCCUAGAAACUCUCUACCCUUAACCACUAAACUCACACAUUUGGGAGGUAGAAAUAGCCUAAGCUACUCUAUCCCUUUGAGAUGUAUUUCUUGUCUCAAUAAACAUACUUAAACUCACACAACCACCAUUCUCUCUCCCUCCCUACCCUACCCCCCUGAAAAUACAAAUUGCCCGUUAAAUCCCCAAUUAAAUCUACAAAUUGCCCGUUAAAUCCCCCAAUUAAAUUGAGAUUGUUGAUUAAUCCUAUUAUCCUCACGCCCCCCUGCCAUCUGUUCCCUAGCCUAGGCCACCUUGUCCCAGCAUGCGGAGUGUUGAGACGUCUGUGAUUAUUGUUAGAUGUAAUAUGUAUGAUGACGAUGAUUGUUCCCCGGGAUGGUAGCCUACCAGGGUGCCAAUUGCUUGUUCCCUCCUUUGGAUUAUUAGCAAUCUAUUGCCAGUAUUAAUAUUGUCACGUGAUAUCCAAUAAACGUGUGAAAUGUAGAA